Messenger RNA from Paramecium octaurelia, 1075 nucleotides. The record is from the annotation of a GenBank genome assembly. NCBI's taxonomy places the organism in Eukaryota, Ciliophora, Oligohymenophorea, Peniculida, Parameciidae.
UAUAAUUACACACGUAAAUGAAUAAAGAAAGAAAAGAGUUUGAAAAAUAGUUUUAUCCUCUUUACCAACAUUAUCAUUAAUAGCAUAGUGGCUUUAAACUUAGAGAGGCAAACCUCAAUUAUCAAAGAAAGAUACAAUACUUUAAAGGAGAGGAUUUCAUUAAAUUCACAACCGCAAAUUUUGAGGAAAUUAAGGGUUUAGUUCCAUUAACUGAUAAAAAGAAGGACGCAACAUAAAUUGCAAAAUAUUUGAUAGAUUGCAAAAUCAUUUGGAGAAUCGAUAGACACAGUAAUGACCCAAAGAAAAAGUGGCCAAAAUUGGUGACCUUAGUUAGAGUUUUAAUAUUUCAAUAUGUGAUAGGAUUAAACUUUUGUAGAUGAUGGAUUCUACACUUGGAGUAUAGAUGUCAAGAACAAAAUGAACUCAUUAAAGUUGGCUGCCAUUUUGAUUGGUGUUUUUUUAAUCUGUCUCUUCCCAAUAUGGCCUUUUUCAUUUAAAUAUGGUAUUUUUAAGUUUACAAUAUAUCUGCUUAUAUUGUUAAUUGGGCUCUAAGUUGCUAGAUUGUUGUUAUAUUCAAUAAUAAGAUUAUUUGGAUAUGAAUUCUGGAUUUUGCCAAAUAUCAAUGAUGAUGUAAAUUCAUUCUCUAUAAAUAUAGUCUUAUGGAAUAUUAGGCUCAUUUCUACCUAUUUAUUCGAUUUCGAAAUAUUCAGAUGGAAAAUUGGAAAUAGUACUUCGAUUGAUAGGAUUAGUGGCAUUUUUUAUGUUGAUUUUUAUAAUAGUCUAAGAGCCCCAUCAUCUCACUAAUAUAACAGAUGCCACUGGAUAAACAUUAGAUGAUGUUUUCUUAUGGGGAAAAGAAAAAAUGGAAGGAAAAUAAGUAAAAUUAUUAGAUAGAAAUUAGGAACCUUUGCAUAGAAGAGCAAUCCCAGAUUUAAAUGAAUUGCUUAAGUAAGCAGAGGAGGAUUCAAAUAAUGCUCAAAGUGUACUUUAAGAUGAAAAUUUGGAAAAACCUGAAGUUUAAAAUGAUUUGUGAAUAUAUAAAUUUUAGUAUUUUUGAUAAUAGGUUAUGUAAAAU